AUGUCUAGCCCCUCAAAGGUAUUCAAUAAUCCUCUGUCAAGCCCAACGAAAGCGCUGAACCCUCUUUCACCGGAGCGCCUGAAUCAGCAGGCGUUUCCCAACUCACCAACGUUACCUAAUGACGUACGCAAUAUGCAACGGAAGCCUAGAGGUUUAUCGGAUGUCCAAGCCAAGGUUGCGUAUUUGAAUAAUUUAUCACGAGGGAACAGUCCAGCAGCGCCGUCAACACAGUCAUCUGCCGGAAACUCGGCGGCGCUUCAACGUGCCAUUCUAGGCCGUGAGGAGGCGGAGUCCGCACUGGCCAAUGUUUCUGCUCAACUCUCAGAAGCCCAGUCUCGUGAGCGUCGCAUCAGUGAGAGACUCGAAUCGUUGCUUGAAGAACUACAAACUGCAAAGACACGACAAGCCCACGAAAGAGCAGUAUUUGAGAAGGAAAUACGGAAAGCAAGAAAAGAGGCUUUUCGUGCAGGAUCUGUAUUGGUAAAAGCUCAGGAAGAAUUAAAGCAGGCGAGAUCUGAGGCCAAAGUAUUAAAGGAUGAGCUCCAGUCAGAGCGAGAAGCGAAAGAAAAGGCGAAGCAGGAGGCGUUCGAGCGCGCGUACACACUCGCGGGUCUGAUGGAGGAAAUGGAGGUAUUGAAAGGACGCUUGCGAACGGCAGAAGCGAACAGCCAUGUGGAUACUCUAGAAGCACGUGCCCAGGAGAUGCAGAAAGGAGAUGUUGGAAGACUAUCACUAGCAGAAGGCGACCUUGCAUUCCUCCAAACGCCUACGCCUCGAAGACCGAAACGAUCGGCAGAAGAAUCCGAUGGCACGCCAUUGCAAAGCCGUUUCAACCAUUCCGUUGCCCAAGACACUCCUCCAAAGAGGGCAAGGGUCUCCGAUGUUACACCUCGGAACGAAAUCCAGAAUUUGGAUUCGCCGGAAGCGAAAGGCGACGAUAUUCACGAAUUACAAAUAAAGUUAGAAUCUGAACGACAGCUGAGGGUCAACGCGGAAGAUAUGAUAGAGUUCCUGAAAGUUGAAUGCAUGUUCAAACGAUGCACUUGUCGUAUCGAAGAAGAGCGAGAAAAGAGCCAUAUUCAAGAUACGACACAACAUGCAACCAAGAAACCCGCUGGCCCCGGCGAACACAUCGACAAAGAUGAACAUGCAGGCACCAAACCGCGUGUUGAAAAUUUCCCACUUUCUCCCGGUAAAAGUUCUGGUCAUUCUAUCGAGUCCGCUGAAGAGCCUGAAACAGAAGAUCAGCCACAGACAGAGGAAACUACUAUAACAUUCUCACCUGCCACUGGAACUUUUCAUACAAUUCCAUCUCCUGUCCGAAGGUCACCAACGAAGAAGCUGGAGCAUGAUAUUGUAGAGCUUCCUCAGCUUAUCACUGAGAACCAGUCGACCCCCCAACCACAAGUCACUAGCCCACUUGCGAAGUACGACGUACCAUGGGACGAGACACCUUUUGAAACAGUCCAUGAGAUCCAAGCCCGUGCUCCGCUCUCCCCCUCUAAGGUCCGUCCUUCACCCGCUACUAGUGACGUGCCAUGGGACUCUGAAGUACCUGAGCAACAUCGGUUAGAAGGCAAUGUUGAUGGGCAUGAUAGCAUCAGGAGAAUACCAUUGCGGAAUGAAAGCGUGGAACCAGACCACUUGCUCGGCGUCCCGGGAACACCUAUUGACCGAGAGGAAGCCUGGCACAGAUCCGGGCAAGGCGGGGCCGAACCAACAAUAUGA
Molecule: messenger RNA, 1728 nt
Organism: Aspergillus nomiae NRRL 13137
Lineage: Eukaryota; Fungi; Ascomycota; Eurotiomycetes; Eurotiales; Aspergillaceae
Exons: 1
Coding region: 1-1728 (575 amino acids)
Source: RefSeq, a predicted model, not a curated record